UCGGGGAAGUUACUCCAUUAGCCUGCUUUCACGGCAGUAGCACAGGCAUGUCAUUUCCUAUUAUCUGACUCUUGAAAAACACUCGAAGUAUCGAUUAUUUGCGUGCUCAUAUAGACAUAUUGAGUAAAGUUCACCUGAGGUCACAAGGAGGAAGAUGUCCCGAGGGUCCAACGCAGGUUUUGACCGACACAUCACCAUUUUUUCACCAGAGGGCCGCCUGUACCAAGUCGAGUAUGCCUUCAAAGCCAUCUCUCAGGGCGGGUUGACCUCCGUUGGGAUCCGGGGUAAGGACACCUCGGUGGUGGUCACACAAAAGAAAGUUCCGGAUAAGCUGCUGGACUCUUCCACUGUGACCAACAUGUUCAAACUAACACCUCGCAUUGGCUGCGUGAUGACCGGGCACAAUGCUGACAGUCGUUCCCAGGUUCACCGGGCCCGAGUGGAAGCUGGGGAAUGGAAGUAUAAAUUUGGUUAUGACAUCACGGCAGACGUGUUGUGUCGCAGGUUGGCUGAUAUCUCUCAGGUGUACACGCAGAAUGCUGAAAUGAGACCUCUAGGCUGCUGUAUGAUCAUGGUGGCCAUUGACCCCCAGCACGGUCCUGUCCUUUAUAAAUGUGACCCGGCAGGCUAUUACUGUGGCUUCAGAGCCACGGCGGUUGGAGCCAAACAGACGGAGGCUAACAGCUACCUGGAGAAGAAGCUGAAGAAAAAGCCAGAACUCAACCAUGACAGGACAGUGCAGUUGGCCAUUUCCUGUCUGUCCUCUGUCCUGUCAGUGGACUUCAAGGCCAGUGAGCUGGAGAUCGGCAUAGUGACCAAAGACAAACCUAAGUUCAGGACACUCGCUGAAGAAGAAAUUGAAACCCACUUGGUUGCCAUAGCAGAGCGGGAGUAGAGACACCCUUGCAAACAUUGGUCUGUGAUUUAUCAUAGUCUGCUAUAGUCGGUGUGCUUGAUUUAGUCUAAUUUACCAAUGCUGUUCCACUGUACACAGUCGGUCACCUCAUAUCCAGACAGAUUAAUCAAGCGCACCUGAUGAAGAAACUGUGCUAAAAAGGAUCGAUACAUGUUUGAUUCAUAGUGAUAGGACACAUGUCUCCAGUGGGCUUUUUUAAAACAGUUCUGUAUAGAGUAGUAAUGCCAUUUUUAAAUUUUGAUCUUGCACCUAAAGCGACUAGCUAAACUUUUGUUGGAUGCUGGUUUGUGCAUAAUAUUUAUCAUACAGCAUUUUUAGGACUGUAUGUUUAUAACAACACUCUCCAAAGAUCAUAAUAAAACUGUCCCUGGGAGUCAUACUUAAUGCUUUUUAAGCAACUCACAAUAAAACUGAAUGCAAAGAAGA
Maylandia zebra (zebra mbuna) is the source of this 1342-nucleotide messenger RNA. RefSeq names its product proteasome 20S subunit alpha 6, like (gene psma6l). Gene Ontology annotation, cellular component: proteasome core complex, alpha-subunit complex; proteasome core complex. Gene Ontology annotation, biological process: ubiquitin-dependent protein catabolic process. The record is from RefSeq and is a predicted model, not a curated record. NCBI's taxonomy places the organism in Eukaryota, Metazoa, Chordata, Actinopteri, Cichliformes, Cichlidae.